Gracilinanus agilis (Agile Gracile Mouse Opossum) is the source of this 1263-nucleotide messenger RNA. RefSeq names its product coiled-coil domain containing 51 (gene CCDC51). NCBI's taxonomy places the organism in Eukaryota, Metazoa, Chordata, Mammalia, Didelphimorphia, Didelphidae. The coding region runs from base 1 to 1263 and encodes 420 amino acids. The transcript is spliced from 3 exons. The record is from RefSeq and is a predicted model, not a curated record.
AUGAUGGGGCAUACCACCAUUUUUGCGAUGCAAUACAUCAUGAAUUUGCCCCAGAAACUGGGACUGAGAAGCCAAAGAACGAAACUCCUUAUCAUGAGAACCUUCUACAACCCAGGUCCUAUCCAACCCAAGGGGAAAGCUUCAGUAAAAACUGCCAUCAAAAUGUAUCACAGACUCAAUGAAAUGGGUCAAACCUUGGGGCAGAACUUCCAGCAGAGAAUAUCUUCUACAGCUAAAACUUGGUGGGACAGGUAUGAGGAAUUCGUUGGUAUAAAUGAAGUUCGAGAGGCCCAAGGGAAUGUGACUGAGGCAGAGAAAAUGUUUAUGGUGGCUCGAGGUAUUGUCCGAGAGGCUAGAGAGACCUUGGAGGCUCACCAGGUCAGACUCAAAGAUAUUCGGGAUCGUUUGGAUAGAGUUUCUCGGGAAGACACCCAGUACUUGGAACUUGCAACUUUGGAACACAAAUUGUUGCAGGAAGAGAAGAGGCUCCGAACAGUCUACAUUAACGCAGAAGAGUCAGAACGAGAGAAAUUUUCCCUCUUUUCUGCAGCGGUGAGAGAGAGUCACGAGAAAGAGCGAACAAGAACUGAAAAAACAAAGAACUGGUCAAUCAUUGGUUCUGUUCUAGGUGCUGUGAUUGGUGUUGCUGGCUCAACUUAUGUGAAUCGUGUCCGAUUGCAGGAACUGAAGUCAUUGCUCCUAGAAUCACAAAAGGGACCAAUGAGUCUGCAAGAGGCCAUCAGAGAGCAGGCUUCUAGCCACAGUGUGCAAAACAAGAAUCUCAGUGACCUUAUUGAAGAAUUUAGGAGCUUAAUACACACUGGAAUCAUGUUGUCCUCUAGAACUCAAGAAGAUGCUGCUUCUACUGAAGAAAGUCUCAUGUCUCAUAAAGAUACCUCCUUACUUUCAGCCUCUCUGAAAGAACAGCUCAGCCAAUCUAAGCAGGUCCGUUCAUGUCUAGAGAGUUUACAAGAGCAGCUUACUGACCUGGACAAAAAAUUCAGUCAAAUGGUUGCAGAGGUUCAGCUUGUCAAGGCUACAGCCCGUUCUCAGCUUAUAGAGCAAGCAAACCAAGCUUCUCUAGACUCCUCAGUGGACACUGGCCAGGCCCUGGUUGCCCAAGGCAUAAUUCUAGAACUCUCAGAUAUGGAGCAGAGGUUGGAGGCCCAAGUCAAUAGGAACUCUCUCUAUAGCACCAUGAUAACUUGUACCAUGUUUGCUGCUAUACUGCCAGUGCUAUACAUUCUCUUCAAAGCCAACUAA